AUGCAUGACAAUCGUUGCCUCAAUAAAGCUCAGAAAAUACAACACCUGAAAAGCAAAGUUAGAGGUGAGGCUGAACGCAUAAAACAGCAUCUGCACAUAACGGCGGAGAACUACGACACCGCUUGGGAUCUUCUAACGCACAGCGUACCUGAAAAUUGCUUUGCUGGUUUUAGUCAUCUGAAAUAUUUGAAUUUGUCACACAAUUCCAUAUCUUAUCUUUCUGUAGCUGCCUUUGAAGGCAUAUCACAACUCGAGUCACUUUAUUUAUCAUACAACAAACUAUCAAGCAUUGCAAAUAUUGCAAUCAAACUCAGGAAUCUGAAAAGUUUAGAUUUGAGUAACAAUAACCUAAAAUACGUCGGGAAUUAUACUUUCAGUAACAGCACGGUGAGAUCCAUUAAUUUAAGUACAAAUGCAAUAUCCGAAAUAAAGACAUUAACAUUCUCCUCUGUAAGCGAUCUUCAAGAACUAGAUUUGUCAAAUAACGCACUAACUACAUUGGCCUUUUUAAAUCUAGGCUGCGGAAGUGAUCUAAAGAAAUUAUAUUUUCAUAAAAAUAUGGUUGACAAAGUAUCGAAUAAUACGUUUGCGAAAGUGCCUUCUUUAGAACAUUUAGACUUAUCGUACAAUGUGAUUCAAUCUAUCGAAUCUGGUGCUUUUAUUCAUCUAAAAAAACUGGAAAAUCUAUUAUUACACAACAAUCGUUUGUUUUCUAUACAAAUAAUAAAUUUGGAAGGCUUGUCUGCAUUACUAAAAUUUGACCUAUCUUAUACUGAAAUUGGUAAUUUUACGAAAGCAGCCGUUUCUGGCUUAAAAACAACAAUUUUCAAUUGUUCCCAUGCUGAAUUAAGCUAUAUACAUUUUGAUACAUUUGCUGAAGUCGAACAUAUUGACAUUUUGGACUUGUCGUAUAAUUCUCUCGUUACCUUUGAAAUCAAUCCAAAAGGCAUAUCAUCAGUGGAAUCACUGUAUCUUAAUAAUAAUCAAAUUACAUCAAUUUCAAACGUAUCGUUCGCUGGAUUCAUUGAGCUUCAAACGCUGCACUUGGAGUUCAAUAAUAUAGUAAACAUACACCCAAAAGCAUUUUCUACAUUGAAAUCUUUGAAGAUUUUGAAUUUGUCUGAUAACAAAGACUUGCAAGUCACUGGCGAUGUAUUUUCCAAUCUGAGAGGUUUAGCAUCGUUAACUAUGAUGAAUAACAAGAAAAGUUUUGAUUUCCAACACACAGAGAACGCAAGUUUUGAACAGGAUACAACCAUUCACAAUAAUAGGGACGUUGAUGCGAACAACGUGAGCAACAGGGCACAAUACUUCCCCCCCGAUUGUGCUGCCACCUUGUCGUGGUGGGGGGGCUUCCGUGCCCUUAUGAUCCCCAAGGCUAUGCCGGAUAGCGCUACGCACACCGGACAGGCUUGUGGGGGAGGGGCCAGACUAAGAGCGGCACACUGCGGAGGGCCCACUCCCGGUACCACUCUGAUCAGCAGAGCAGACUGGGAUGUGGACGUGCGCCGUCAGAGUGCGGCGCUGCAAAGGGGCUCAUCAGAGCGUUUGCGCGGCGGGUUCCGGCGGCUGUGA
Molecule: messenger RNA, 1575 nt
Organism: Hyposmocoma kahamanoa
Lineage: Eukaryota; Metazoa; Arthropoda; Insecta; Lepidoptera; Cosmopterigidae
Product: leucine-rich repeats and immunoglobulin-like domains protein 1
Exons: 5
Coding region: 1-1575 (524 amino acids)
Cellular component (GO): extracellular matrix
Molecular function (GO): protein binding
Source: RefSeq, a predicted model, not a curated record